Molecule: messenger RNA, 2594 nt
Organism: Leptidea sinapis
Lineage: Eukaryota; Metazoa; Arthropoda; Insecta; Lepidoptera; Pieridae
Product: zinc finger protein 239-like
Exons: 5
Coding region: 267-1496 (409 amino acids)
Biological process (GO): regulation of transcription by RNA polymerase II
Molecular function (GO): RNA polymerase II cis-regulatory region sequence-specific DNA binding; DNA-binding transcription factor activity, RNA polymerase II-specific
Source: RefSeq, a predicted model, not a curated record
UAGACUUUAGUUACAAAAUACAAAUACAAUUUCAAAAUACAUACAAAGUUUGGAAGUUCCAGAAUAAUUGAUCAUAUUUUGUUUACAGUAUUAUUACUUAUUAGUAUAACUCUACAAUACAGUGUACACCGUACCAAAGAAUAUAUUAACUCUAACGGGCACUAAACGUAUCAAAAUUCUGCCACCAAGUUGAGAAUGGUUUUCGUCAUAAACAAAUACACAAAAUAUUAUGUAUAGCCACGGAUUUACAGUAUUUUAAAACUAAGAUGGAUAAUAAAAAGUGGAUUAAAAAGGAAACUGAAAUAACAGAACCGAUUUUGCCAGAAUCCUUCAAUCUGCCAAAGCAUCAUGGUGAAGUGUACUCCCACUCAUGUGUGGACAACUCACAACCUGAACUAUUAAUGAAACAGGAAUGUAAAGAGGAGAUAGAUAUUGUCGAACAUGAGUUACCAGAAUCCAUUUAUCUGCCAGAGCAUCACAGUGAAGUGUACUUGACUGAUGACAACUCACAUCCUGGACCAUUAAUUAAACAGGAAUGUAAAGAGGAGAUAGAUAUUGUCGAACAUAAGCUACCAGAAACCAUCUAUCUGCCAGAGCAUCACAGUGCAGUAUACUUAAGUGAGGACAACUCAGAACCUGAACUAUUAAUAAAACAGGAAUGUAAAGAGGAGACAGAUAUUGUCGAACAUGAGUUACCAGACAAACGCCCAAAAGCUUCUAAGGUGUUGUAUGGUAAAACGAAAGCAAAACUGACCUAUUCUCAUAAUAAGAGUGAAACAACGGCCAAUAUAUAUAAGGAGAGACCUAAUAAAUGGCAGGCAGAUAAGAAAUCUAAUUCAAAAAGUUUUAGUGGAACAAUAUCCAAUCUUUCCACAGGAUCAAAAUACUCUACUACCGGGGAUAAUCCUUAUUCAUGUAAAAUGUGUGGUAAGAGUUUUGCCCAAUCUGCUACUUUGCAGAGACAUGAAAGGAAACAUACAGGUGAAAAACCUUAUUCAUGCAAUAUUUGUGGUAAGAGUUUUACCCAAUCUGGUACUUUGAAGAUACAUAGUAGAAUGCAUACCGGUGAAAAGCCUUAUUCAUGCGAUAUAUGUAGUAAAAGUUUUAGUAACUCUUCCUAUUUAAAUAGCCAUAAAAGGCUUCAUUCUGGUGAAAAACCUUAUUCAUGCAAUAAUUGUGGUAAGAGUUUUACCCAGUCUGCUCAUUUAAGAAGCCAUGAAAGAAUACAUACUGGUGAAAAACCUUUUUCAUGCAAUACUUGUGGUAAGAGUUUUAGCCUUUCUGAUGCUUUAAAGAAACAUAGUAGAAUACAUACCAGUGAAAAACCAUAUUCAUGCAAAGUAUGUGGUAAGACUUUUAGGGCUCCAAGCUCUUUGAAAGUACACAAUAAAACACAUACCGGUGAAAAACAUUCAUGCAAUAUAUGUAGCAAGAUUUUCCAAACCUAUCGCCAUUUAAGGACACAUAAAGUAAUGGAUUGCAAUGAAAAAAAUUAAAGCUGAAAGACCUUAUUCAUGCAAUAUAAUGGUUUGAGGAUUCAUAAUAGAAAUACAUAAUGGAGAAAAACCGUACUCAUGCAAUGUUUGUGGCAAGAAUUUCAACCAAUUGCAAUGUUUAAAGAUGCAUAUGGGAACACAUACUGGUGAAAAGCAUUGUUCAAGUUAUGUAUGUGGUUUAACCAUCCAAUAUAGCUUUAUCCAAUCUGCUAAUUUGAAGGCACACAAAAGAAUACAUGAAAAAAAUCCCCGUGAAUACACUUAUUCAUGUUAUGUUUGUAUUAAUAAAAUUUAUGCUGAUGAUUUGAAGUAAUGAUAGGCAUGCUGGUGAAAAACCUUAUGCGUGCAAUAUUUGUGGUAAGAGGUUUAAAGGAUCUGGCGUUUUGAAGAGGCAUAAUAGAACAUAUAACUGGUGAAAAAAAAAGUGUGUGUGUACUUUUGUAUGCACGCAAGAAGUUAUACUUCUUUGGCCUAUCGAAGUAAAAAUCAUUAAAAUGAUUUAUUUCUCUUGCUAUUCUACGUUUAUAAAAAGAACAAUUUUGUAAAAACUCUUGCAAAGAUGGCUUUGACAAUUAAUUUGACGCAAACUUCAGAAAUUUUUCGGAACCAACUUCAACCAAGUACAUUUGUAUUACAGUGAUGCGCGCGCAUCUUAAAACUGCACUCUCAGCAUUUUUGAAGUAAAACUUCUUUAGGCGUGACUUGGGGGUAACUCAGAAUUUUUUUCUGACGGAAGUAACGCUCGGUACAAAAGUCAAUUGAAAUAAUUUUUUAAGCCGUUAUAAUUUAAUGAUUUAAAAAUAUAUUAAAUUAGUAACAUUUUUUUAAAAAUCUCCAUGUGUUUUUAUUACUACUAUUGCAAUAAAUAAUAAAUAAGAUAUCAGAAAUUUUCUGACAUUCGUUAAUUUGUUUUCGGUUUUUGUUUUCCGUUUCCAUUAUUAGGAUAGGCAAAGGGUUCGAGCCCAUACAGCCAUAUUUGUUAAUAUUCAAUAACAACGUCAUAUUUAUAUGUGCUAAUAAUAAUAUAACCUUCAAUUUCUUAUUAUCAAUUAUUUUAUUAAUUUGUGAAAAUUUUAAAAUGUGCGAUAGGACAAUGAA